GGGCGAGCAGCCCCGGCGCACAGCCGCGGCCCCGGGCGCGCGGCGCGGGGCGGAAAAGCCUGUUUACACAGACUGCACACCGCCUGGGGAAUAAUGCAGUAAAGGAAGUGAGCAGGCUCGGCCUGACUGCUCCAACUUCCUGCUCUCACACACACAGCGGAGGAAAAAAAAAAAAAAAAAAAAAGAGGAGCGAGAGAAAGAAAAAAAGGGGGAAAAAUCAGGAUCUCAUUACAAGAGCAACAGACCGUCUGCAGACGCCUGUCAGCAUGGAAAGUCGGGGGCUUUCGCCCGGGUCCUCCUAGAAACCUCCCCAAGAAGACUCCCAAACGCUCCCCCACAUCUGGGUAAUGGAGAGUGCAAUCACGUUGUGGCAGUUCCUGUUGCACCUGCUGCUGGACCAGAAACAUGAACACCUCAUCUGCUGGACGUCUAACGACGGCGAGUUCAAGCUCCUCAAGGCGGAGGAAGUGGCCAAGCUGUGGGGUCUCCGCAAGAAUAAGACAAACAUGAACUACGACAAGCUGAGCAGAGCCCUGAGAUACUAUUACGACAAGAACAUCAUCAAGAAAGUGAUCGGGCAGAAGUUUGUGUACAAGUUCGUCUCUUUCCCGGAUAUCCUAAAAAUGGAUCCUCACGCGGUGGAGAUCAGCCGGGAGAGCCUCCUGCUGCAGGACAGCGACUGUAAGGUGUCCCCCGAAGGCCGAGAGGCCCACAAGCAUGGCUUGUCCGCCCUCAAAAGCACAAGCCGAAACGAAUACAUCCACUCCGGCCUGUACUCCUCCUUCACCAUCAAUUCCCUGCAGAACCCUCCUGAGGCCUUCAAGGCCAUCAAGACGGAGAAGCUGGAGGAGGAGCCGUGUGACGACAGCCCCCCUGUGGAAGAAGUCAGGACUGUGAUCAGGUUUGUGACCAAUAAAACCGACAAGCACAUCACCAGACCUGUGGUGUCCCUGCCUUCCACAUCCGAGGCCGCGGCAGCGUCCGCUUUCCUGGCUUCGUCUGUCUCGGCCAAGAUCUCCUCUUUAAUGUUGCCAAAUGCUGCCAGCGUCUCGUCUGCGUCACCCUCCUCAUCGCGGUCCCCAUCCCUGUCCCCCAACUCUCCCCUCCCUUCCGAACACAGAAGCCUCUUCCUCGAGGCAGCCUGCCAUGACUCGGAUUCUCUGGAACCCCUGAAUCUGUCAUCGGGCUCCAAAACCAAGUCUCCGUCUCUUCCCCCAAAAGGCAAAAAACCCAAAGGCUUGGAAAUCUCUGCACCUCAGUUGUUGCUCUCCGGCUCCGACAUCGGCUCCAUCGCCCUCAACAGCCCAGCCCUCCCCUCAGGAUCCCUCACUCCAGCCUUUUUCACGGCACAGGUAAACACUCUUCCCAGGGUCCUCGUGGGGAGAGGGAGGAGCCACCCCCAUAGUCCUCAAGAGUUCUCCCUUGGCCAGUGUCCCAGAGUCACUGUGUAUACUGAGAGGCGCCCCCCCCCCCAGGAAAGGCUCGGUAUCCUGGCAACAGGGGGACAUUUGCGCUUUGUGACUCAGAGUAACCUCAGAGGGAUCAUGCACAUAGGCGAUGAGGGUGGGGAGAUCUCUGGGGACAUUUGCACUUUUGGGGGGGCAUUUUAGGCCUUGGGAAGUUUU
Peromyscus maniculatus bairdii (prairie deer mouse) is the source of this 1625-nucleotide messenger RNA. NCBI's taxonomy places the organism in Eukaryota, Metazoa, Chordata, Mammalia, Rodentia, Cricetidae. The record is from RefSeq and is a predicted model, not a curated record.